Messenger RNA from Radiomyces spectabilis, 2107 nucleotides. Its product is annotated as glycoside hydrolase. The record is from RefSeq and is a predicted model, not a curated record. Bases 222 to 1931 code for a protein of 569 amino acids. Gene Ontology annotation, cellular component: endoplasmic reticulum; Golgi membrane. Lineage: Eukaryota; Fungi; Mucoromycota; Mucoromycetes; Mucorales; Radiomycetaceae. Gene Ontology annotation, molecular function: mannosyl-oligosaccharide 1,2-alpha-mannosidase activity; calcium ion binding. Gene Ontology annotation, biological process: N-glycan processing; carbohydrate metabolic process. The transcript is spliced from 9 exons.
GAUCGGUUGUCCGGCAGCCUGGAUCUUUGAGCAUUUACUUCAGUGACGUGCACAUGGAAAUGUGGUCGGCAAGUGAUUUUUAAAGGUAGUCGUCCAGUUUAUCAUCGUGUACUAUCCUUUGUUGCCUAGAUUUUUCGAUAAAACCGCCUUUGUCUUUUCUCAAAACGAAUCAGUAAUGCACACUACAUUCAAGAAUAUUGGAAAUUCUUGAAAUAUGUUCUAUGAACGUGACUGUUCCUAUCAAAAAUGUAACAUAUAAGAACAAGAGGGAAGAUCCUCUCUCUUCAAUUUCUUGCUAUUAUCCAAAUUUAUAUUGUAUACGCUGUACUGUGCAACUAACUAGGGCACGUAUUUUUACUUCGCAAAAUCGUAAUUCAAUUAUUCACUACAUGCUGAUAUCUAUGAUGCAUGUGUAUCAAUGGCCAUGGUUCGCGAGCUUGAUUGCUAUCGGCCUUCUGCGUCUUGUCAAAGCAGCUGAUGAUAAUUCCUCGCCAACUAACAAUGACCAGCGAAAGGACGCUGUCAAACAAGCAUUUCAGCAUGCAUGGGCCGGAUAUUCUAAAUAUGCUUAUGGGCACGAUGAAAUACUAUCAGUCAGCAACGGCACAUCUGAUACAAGAAAUGGAUGGGGAGCUUCGAUAUUUGACGGUCUAGACACAAUGAUCAUAAUGGGUUUGGAAGACGAUUAUCAAAAAGCACUUGAACAUGUACAAAAUGUUGACUGGAGAUCUAGCAAGAAUUUAUCAAAAACAUUUGAAACCAACAUUCGUUAUGUUGGCGGUCUCUUAUCUGCCUAUGAUCUUCGACCGGAUCCAAUAUUGCUUCAGAAAGCUAUCGAUCUAACAAACCAAGUGAUCUUGCCUGCUUAUGAUACACCAGGAGGUAUUCCAGCUGCUUACGUAAACACAUCAAGUGGACAGCCCAUUAUAGAGAACCAAUUGACACUCGCGGAAUUCGGGUCCAUGCAGUUAGAGUUGGUCAGACUGAGCCAGAUUACCGGAGAUCCCUACUAUGAGCGCAUUGCCAAUAGCGUGCUGGAUAAAAUGGCACGUGUACCAUCCAGGAUUCCGGGGCUUUAUCCUAUGAGUUGGGAUUUGUUGACGUUCAAACCAACUAGUUCUUAUAUUACAAUUGCCGGUGGCGCCGAUAGUUGUUAUGAAUAUUUCUUGAAGACCCAUCUUCUAAUGCAAGGUACGGAGAACACGCAACUCGGCAUGUGGGUCACAGCAACCGAUAGUAUGCACAAUUACUUGCGAUCGGAAACCAAGGAGGGUUUAGUAUUUCUGGGAGAAUUCAGUGGCAAUUACAAGUUGCUUCAAACAGGCGAACUGGUUUGCUUUAUGCCAGGAAACAUUUUACUCGGUGCUCGCUAUCUCAACGACAGUAAAUUGGAAACAUUCGCGCAAGAACUUAUGGACUCAUGCUAUGAAGCUUGGAUCCGCACACCUACCGGCCUUGCUCCUGAAACUUGGAGCUGGACCGAUAAGACGCAGAAUAUGACAUAUUAUCCAGAGAACAUGCAUAGAAUUAUUGAUACUUACGGUUUCGUACCUCAAAAUAUGACGUUUGACCUUCGUCCAGAAACAGUCGAGAGUCUAUUUUACUUUUAUCGCCUCACAGGAGACUCAUCAUAUCAGGAUAAAGCAUGGAAGAUUUUUGAAGCGAUCGAAAAGUACUGCAAAACUGCCUCAGGUUACACUCGUAUCAGCAACGUUAUGACUCCAGAUGAUGUGCAGCCUUUAGACUUUCAGGAAAGCUAUUUCUUUGCGGAAACGUUGAAGUAUCUUUACCUGAUUUUUAGUGAUCCUCAACAAAUUUCAUUGGACGAAUAUGUAUUUAAUACAGAAGCGCACCCUUUCAAGCUGCGGUCGCCCCUCAAAGUGCAAUUCCCGUUUGCAAGCAGUAACAGGACAGACGAACAGCAUGUGUAACUCCAUCAUUCGCUUUGCCUUGAUGUUAUUUGUUUAACUUUCAAUAUCAAGAACUAUCUCUUCAACCACUUUACAGUAACCUAAUUUGGCACCCUUUGCUCUGAUACGAUAAAUUUUAUGCGUAAUAUUAUUUAUAUUUCUUUGGAUAUUACAAUAUCAAGAAUGCACUGUUGAUG